Dreissena polymorpha is the source of this 2331-nucleotide messenger RNA. Its product is annotated as coiled-coil domain-containing protein 162-like. Lineage: Eukaryota; Metazoa; Mollusca; Bivalvia; Myida; Dreissenidae. The transcript has 15 exons. The coding region runs from base 358 to 2331 and encodes 657 amino acids. The record is from RefSeq and is a predicted model, not a curated record.
UCAUUAGCACAAACUCCCCUCGUAGUCGUACCCGCUAUUCGGUAUGUCGACAAUAGCCCCUUUAACAUAGUACAACAACAACAAGCAUGGCGGCGCCAAUCAUGAAUAUUUACGAUUGCACAAUUAAUUUUUCACAAAUUAGCAGUCAGACUAGCGUUGUAUCAAUGUAUCACGCACACCAACUUGUAAAAUUAACAUUUCGGGGCAUACUUCUGCAAGGAAUACUUGGUACGGUAACACAAAAAUGUGAAAAUUUCAAAAAUCUGAGCCCAGGAAAUAAGGAUUUUCCAACGUCUUUUUUUCAAAUUCAAAAGUUGACGAAAGCCCAGUAAUACAAAAAAAUUGUGACGGGUCCCUAUGACUGCAGCAAGGGGUUUGCUGGACCAAACUGUGAGGUACACGCCUGGCUUCCUCUACCUGGCCAUACACGAGCUUGAUGAGGCCCACCUGGGCAGAUUCAGCUUUCGAAGCAGAGACGGAAUCAUGGAGAUCAUGAAGCCGGGUGGUCUGGAGACCCUACAGGUGGUUCUGAAGACGCAGGUGGUGCACAAGAACGCGGUCACGUGCGCAGUACAGCAGGCACACGCCUGUCAGCCUGUGAAGGAGGUUGAGUUCAACAAGGGGGGCAGACUGAGUCCAACUGAGACAAAGUCCGAGAAGUCCUCCCUGACCCAGCUGACCGGAAUGUCCAGCAGUACAGCCGGUACCGCCCUCACAGCCAAGAUGGCCGAGGCCGGAGGGAACCGGAAACGGUCACCCGAGGCUUUCAUGUCCAUACAACUAGAGAAGACCCCUAGUCGAGACGUGAUGCUGAAUGAGUUCAUCAACAGGAAGAAUCAGAUGGGGACUAUUCUGCGUAAUGCGGACGAGAUGACCAAGCUAAAGAGGUCGUUGGUGUCAAAGUUCUGUAAUGACUUCAACAAUCGCCUGGCCCAGUUCUCAUUGAGAGGCCAGCUGCUCUCCUACUACAACAGCAUCCUCAACCUCCUCGAUGACUUCCCACAAGUCAGAGAGGCGUACUUCAUGCUGGGCCUUCCAAAUGAGAAGAAAUCCAACCUGGACGAUGUUGCUGGACUUACCCCUGACCCCAGACAAAUGCGCAAGAGACCGCGGCGCGUACUGUCGCCAGACGGGAAGCACGUCCUCAACAUCUGGUUUAUACCCCACCACACUGAGACCCUGAUCAUGUUCAAGACCCUCGACGAUGAGCACUGCGUGAGGGCGCUGACCUACUGCCUGCUGAUAGUCUCCGCCCUGCAUGACAUGCUCCAGUACCUGUGCGCCCACUCGAGACUCGGCAGCUCCCAUGCUCGACUUGGCUCUAGAAAGAUGGAGUUCGUGUCCGCCGACUGGGGAGGCACGGAAGGAGUCGGGGCGGAGUUGCGUGAGAUUCAGAAGCAGAUCGACAAUCUGCCGCACUCCACAGACCCACAUCAGGUGUCAGAGUUCAUGGCCCUCAGACGGGACGUCAUGUUUCUGGAACUCGACACUGCCGUGAGACACUGCAUGGCCGACACCUUCCUCUCCACGGGCAAUGUACAGGCUUACAAGUCCAUUGUCAACAACAUACAUCAUGCCCUGCCAGCUCUGAGCAAUGUCCAGCGUCCGUCUGUGUUCUCUACGUACUUCCAAGUCCCUGAACCCCUUGAACCCCGGGAUCUUUCAGCUAGGGAGCUCUUUCCUGUCCGAUCCUUCAGUGGAGUUAAUGGCCCCUACCCCACCAUGUUCUGGCAGUGGCAUGCCAUUGAGAACUACAUACAGCUCUGCCUAGCUGGACUGAAGGAUGUUGACAGGCAUGUUGCCAAUGGUGAGAUACUGGGUGUGACUCUCCUCAUGGAGGAUGUCCUACAGACUGGUUUCCAGGAUAUAUCCCUCCUAACUGAGCACUCAGCCACAAGUGGUGAACCAGACAAGCUUAAGGAACGCAAAGUGCGCUCAGCCAGUGUCAGAACCAUUGAUGUGAAAAAAUUGCCCCACAGUGCUUCUAAGCAGGCAACUGCAAGCGUCAGUUUGUCCCGCACCCAGGAGCCAUUGAAGUCGUAUAAGCUGCUGAAGUUCUUCCUGAUGCUGUGGAAGUGCCUGGAACUGCUGAAGGCCGACUGGGGACGCAGGAGGCUGGGAGUCCAGGCCAUUGAGAGCAUGUCCAUGUACAGGAACUUCUGUAAAGUAUACAAGACAGAAGUGCUGUUACCCGUGUUACAAAGCGUUGCUAGGCGAUUGGGUCAAGGUGAAAUGUACGAGGGCAUCGCCUUGGAAACAGACCCCCUUGUCAUGCCCAGAGGAGCAUCAGAGAUUGAAGUGAGGGCUAAACAGCUUGUACGCCUGUUUUGA